Messenger RNA from Gorilla gorilla gorilla (western lowland gorilla), 3954 nucleotides. RefSeq names its product peroxisomal biogenesis factor 11 gamma (gene PEX11G). NCBI's taxonomy places the organism in Eukaryota, Metazoa, Chordata, Mammalia, Primates, Hominidae. The record is from RefSeq and is a predicted model, not a curated record. Gene Ontology annotation, biological process: peroxisome fission. The transcript has 6 exons. Gene Ontology annotation, cellular component: peroxisomal membrane. The coding region runs from base 3112 to 3627 and encodes 171 amino acids.
ACCUCAAGUGAUCCACCUGCCUUGGCCUCCCAAAGUACUGGGAUUACAGGUGUGAGUCACUGAGCUCAGCUAGUGGACCCAAGUCUUAACAGGAGCUGGAUGUGGAAGUUAAAGAGUCUCUUGGGGCCAGGUGUGGUGGCACACACCUGUAAUCCCAGUGCUACGGGAGGCUGAGGAUGGAGGAUCACUUGAACCCAGGAGUUCAAUGCAGCAGUGGUGCUAUGAUCACGCCACUGCACUCCAGCCUGGGCAACAGAGCGAGACCCUGUCUCAAAAACAAACAAGAAGAAAAAAAAAAGAGGCUGGGCAUGGUGGCUCAUGCCUGUAAUCCCAGCAGUUUGGGAGGCCGAAGUGGGUGGAUCACUUGAGCCCAGGAGUUUGAGACCAGCCUGGCCAACAUGGUGAGACCCUAUUUCUAUUAAAAACUCCAAAAAUUAGUGGGGGCGUGGUGGCAGGUGCCUGUAAUCCCAGCUGGUUGGGAGGCUGAGGCAGGAGAAUUGCUUGAACCCGGGAGGUGGAGAUGGCAGUGAGCCGAAAUCACGCCACUGCACUCCAGCCUGGGCAACAGAGUGAGACUCUGUUUAAAAAAAAAAGAAAGAGAGACAGACAGAGAGGAAGAAAAUCACAGGAGUGGACAAGGUCUUUCUUGUGCCCCCUUGUGUUCCAUGCUCCCUUGGAGCACAAGAAGAGACCUUUGGACAGGGCAGUGAAAUUUACAAAACAGAUUCUCUGUUUUCUGCCAGGCUGUGUGGAUAUAGCCGUGAACAAGACAGGUCACCAGCAGGUAACAUGGGUAGGAAGUGUCCAGGAGGGUGUGAUCGGGUGGGUCCCGUGAGAGGAUGACAUUCGAGUAAAGGAAGUUAGGGAAAGAGGGAGCCACGUUGGUAUCUGGCUCAAGAACAUUUCUGCAGAGGAAACAGAACAUGCAAAGUUCCUGAGGCAGGAAUCUGCUGUAACUUUAAACAACAGGAGGAAAGCAAUGCAGGAGAAGAGUAACAAGAGUUGAAAUCAAGAGGAAAUAUUCUGUGAAAGAAAACUGGUUAACAUCAAGGCCAGACGCGGUGACUCACGCCUAUAAUCCCAGCACUUUGGGAGGCCGAGGUGGGCAGAUCUCUUGAGAUCAGGAGUUCGAGACCAGCCUGGCCAACAUGGCGAAACCCCGUCUCUACUAAAAGUAUAAAAUUAGCCGGGCACAGUGGUGGGUGUGCUGUAAUCCCAGCUAUUUGGGAGGCUGAGGCAUGAGAAUCGCUUGAACCUGGGAGGUGGAGGUUGCAGUGAGCUGAGAUCGCCACUGCACUCCAGCCUGGGCAAUAGAGUGAGACUCCGUCUCAAAAAAAAAAAUUCAAACAAACAAACAGACUGGUAACAUCAUUAGUCAUCAGGAAAAGGCAAAACAAAACCACAAUGGGCUAGCACGUCACACCUACUACGAUGGCUAUCAUAAUCAAAAAAGGAUGUUGCAAGGAAGUGGCGAAAUUGGAACCUUUGUGUAAUGCCGGUGGGGAUGGAAAAUGGUACUGUUACUGUGGGAAACAGUUGGGCAAUUACUCAAAAAGUUCAACAUAGAGUUACAAAAUGACCCAGCAAUGACCCACUUCUAGGUAUAGACCCAAAGGAAUGGAAUCCAGGGACUCCAACUACAUAUUCACAAAUGUUUAUAGCUGUACUUAUUCACUAUCGCUAAAAGGCAGAAACAGCCCAAAUGACCAUCAGCUGAUACGUGGAUAAACAAAAUGUGGUCCAUCCAUAUGGCGCAAUGCUAUAUAGCUGCAAGUGGAAUGCACUUCUGAUACAUGCUGCAACUUAGAUGAACCUCAACACCCUUAUGCUCAGCUGCACGCAGUGGCUCACACCUGUAAUCCCAGCACUUUUGGAGGCCAAGGCAGGAGGAUCCCUUGAGUCCAGGAGGUCGAAACCAGCCUGGUGAACAUAGCGAGACCCCAUCUCUGCAAAAGAAAAUUUUAAAAAAUUGGCCAUAUGUGGUGGCGUGCACCUGUAGUCCCAGGCAAUGUGGAGGCUGAGGCAGGAGGAUCUCUCAAGCCCAGGAGUUCAAGGCUGCAGUGAGCUAUGAUCGCACCACUGCACUCCAGCCUGGUGACAGAGCAAGACCCUGUCUCAAAAACAAAAAGCAAAAACCAAAACAACCUAUUAUGCUUGGUGGAAGAGGCCAACACAAAUGGUCACAUAUUGUAUGAUUCCAUUUGUAUGAAAUAUCAAGGAGGUCGGGCAUGGUGGCUCAUGCCUGUAAUCCCAGCACUUUGGGAGGUCGAGGCAGAUCCCUUGAGGUCAAGAGUUCAAGACCAGCCUGGCCAACAUGGUAAAAUCCAUCUCUACUACAAAUACAAAAAUUAGCCGGGUGUGGUGGUGCGCACCUGUACUCUCAGCCACUUGGGAGGCCGAGGCAGGAGAAUUGCUUGAACUUGGGAGGCAGAGGCUGCUGUGAGCUGAGAUCAUGCCACUGCACUCCAGUCUGGGUGACAGAGUGAGACUCUGUCUCAAAAAAAAAAAAAAAAAUCAAGAAGUGGUAAAAAUAUAGAGAGACAGCAGAGAAUGCAGAUUAGUGGUUGCCAGGGGCUGGGAGGAGGGAGGAAUUGAGUGAUUGCUUUAUGGGAACAGGGUGUAGGGGAGGAAACAUACUUUUUCCUUUAUUCUUAGUUCUUAGCUGUGAUGGAUCCUUGCAAUGAAAGAAUUAAGAAGGGCGGGUGGAGUGGUUCACGCCUGUAAUUCCAGCACUUUGGAAGGUCGACGUGGGACGAUUGCUUAAGCCCAGGGCUCAAGGCCAGCCUGGGUAAGAUGAACAAUUCUUAACGUCCAAAGAUAACGUCUUUCCUUAACGUCGAAAGAUGCCUUGUUGUGAUAUUACAGCAGUCAUUCCUGCUCACUACGGGCAAGCAGACAGUGCAGAAAAGGUGAAGCACAAAAACUAAAAAGGAAAAUCUCUCCUUGAACCACUGCGAACAGAUCCGAGUGCUGGGGUACUGCUGCCAGCUGGUUGGUGGAGUUCUGGUUGAACAGUGUCCUGCCAGGUCCGAAGUGGGGACGCGUCUGUUGGUGGUGUCCACCCAACUCAGCCACUGCAGGACCAUCUUGCGACUCUUUGAUGACCUGGCCAUGUUUGUCUACACUAAGCAAUAUGGCCUGGGGGCACAGGAGGAGGACGCCUUUGUCCGCUGGGUCUCCGUCCUAGGGAACCUGGCCGACCAGCUCUACUACCCCUGUGAGCACGUCGCCUGGGCAGCUGAUGCCCGGGUCCUCCACGUGGACUCUUCUCGGUGGUGGACGCUGAGUACAACCUUGUGGGCCCUCUCUCUGCUCCUGGGGGUUGCCAGGUCCCUGUGGAUGCUGCUGAAACUGAGACAGAGGCUGCGGAGCCCCACGGCGCCCUUCACCAGCCCACUGCCCCGGGGCAAGCGGAGGGCCAUGGAGGCGCAGAUGCGGUCGGAGGCGCUGUCACUUCUCAGCAACCUGGCCGACCUGGCCAACGCCGUGCACUGGCUGCCCCGGGGCGUGCUGUGGGCCGGCCGCUUCCCGCCGUGGCUAGUGGGCCUCAUGGGCACCAUCUCCUCGAUCCUCAGCAUGUACCAGGCGGCCUGGGCCGGCGGCCAGGCCGAGGCCACUACCCCCUGACACUGCCGGAAGAGCACAGGGACACAGCCAGAGCCCACGGAGGGCCCUUCCCGCAAAGCAGAAGCCGCCAGGGCAGGGGCCAGGGCUCUCAUGGAGCUGCCUGUGGUGAAACCCAUGGGCAGGGUGGGUGGAGGGACUGAUGCGAGGUGCCCCAGGCCUCAGCCUGGAGCUCCUGAGCCGUGACAGUUUUCAAGGGCCGUGCAGGGCUUCAGCAGCACCUCCUGCCUGCCAGCUGGCGUCUUGUAUCCAAAUCAAGAUGAGGAAGAGGGGGCCUGUCGUGCCUUGAGAAAGCUGGAACGGGAAUCAAUUAAACAUUGUGGUGCUGGC